Molecule: messenger RNA, 826 nt
Organism: Myripristis murdjan (pinecone soldierfish)
Lineage: Eukaryota; Metazoa; Chordata; Actinopteri; Holocentriformes; Holocentridae
Gene: eef1b2
Product: eukaryotic translation elongation factor 1 beta 2
Exons: 7
Coding region: 89-778 (229 amino acids)
Biological process (GO): translational elongation
Cellular component (GO): eukaryotic translation elongation factor 1 complex; cytosol
Molecular function (GO): guanyl-nucleotide exchange factor activity; translation elongation factor activity
Source: RefSeq, a predicted model, not a curated record
GAGUCGCUCCUUCUCCCUCCGUCCUGCACGAGGCCUCCUGUUCCCUCCUCCUCCUGCUACUCCUGCUGCUCCUCCGCUCCGCGUCAACAUGGGCUUCGGCGACCUGAAGACUCCGUCCGGCCUCAAGGUGCUCAACGACUUCCUGUCGAGCCGCAGCUACAUCGAGGGGUUCGUCCCGUCGCAGGCGGACGUGGCGGUGUUCGAGGCGAUCUCCUCGCCCCCCGCGGCUGACCUGUGCCACGCCCUGCGCUGGUUCAACCACAUCAAGUCCUACCAGAAGGAGAAGAACAGUCUUCCAGGAGUGAAGAAGCCUCUGGGUCAGUACGGUCCGUCAGGCGUCGCCGACAGCACGUCUGGCUCCGCCCCCGCCGCCGCCCCUAAGGACGACGAAGACGAUGACAUCGAUCUGUUCGGCUCCGAGGAUGAGGAGGAGAGCGCAGAAGCUGCUCGGCUGAAGGAGGAGCGUCUGGCUGAAUAUCACGCCAAGAAAGCAAAGAAGCCGGCGGUGAUCGCCAAGUCGUCGAUCCUGCUGGACGUGAAGCCGUGGGACGACGAGACGGACAUGACCAAGCUGGAGGAGUGUGUCCGCAGCAUCCAGCUGGACGGCCUGCUGUGGGGCCAGUCCAAACUGGUGCCUGUGGGCUACGGCAUCAAGAAGCUGCAGAUCGGCUGCGUGGUCGAGGACGACAAGGUGGGAACAGACAUCCUGGAGGAGAAAAUCACCGCCUUCGACGACUACGUUCAGUCCAUGGAUGUGGCUGCCUUCAACAAGAUCUAAACACACACACACACACACACUUGAGUCAAUAAAAGCACUUGGGGAAAG